This is a messenger RNA of Cyprinodon tularosa, 6183 nucleotides long. Its product is annotated as dynamin binding protein. The coding region runs from base 343 to 5418 and encodes 1691 amino acids. The transcript is spliced from 17 exons. NCBI's taxonomy places the organism in Eukaryota, Metazoa, Chordata, Actinopteri, Cyprinodontiformes, Cyprinodontidae. Gene Ontology annotation, cellular component: cytoplasm. Gene Ontology annotation, molecular function: guanyl-nucleotide exchange factor activity; protein binding. Gene Ontology annotation, biological process: intracellular signal transduction. The record is from RefSeq and is a predicted model, not a curated record.
UUUGAAGGCUCGGGGAGGCACAGAACAGCUCGACACGGCUCGUCCCGUGAGUGAUGAGAGCUCCCCGUACGCAGAUCCAGAUCGGGUCGCCUCCUACCGUCAACAUGCUUCAUUUAUCUACGGAUUCAUUAAAAAGGAGGCAACUCUUUUUUUAAUCCGCGAGGAAGCGUAGCUGCUGGAAAAGUUGAAUCGCUGAGGGGAGCCAAAUCUGCCACAACACCACCACCUCCUCCUCCUCACACAUCACCGGCCCGAAGAAGUUGGAUAUCUAGUCUGACUAGGUCUAACGGCCCAAUCCAGAAAUAUCAACAAGGAUUAAAAACAACCAGCAGGUUAUGAGGAAUGGAAGCGGGCACGGUGGUGCGCGCCUUGUUCGAGUUCCUCCCCAGCGUUUCGGAGGAGCUCCCCCUUUUCCCUGGUGAUGUCAUCGAAGUGAUGGGCGUAGUGGACGAGUUCUGGUUGCUCGGUAACAAAGAUGGUGUCACCGGUCAGUUCCCCAGCACCUUCGUAGAAGAGGUUACAAUCCCCAGCACCAAGCCAGGAGACAGACUCUAUGUGUGCAUAAAUGAUUUUAGCUCAGCAGAAUCAGCCACUCUGCCUUUAAAGAGAGGUGAUGUCGUUGUGGGAGAGACUGGAGGGCCCAAGACCCAUGGGGAUUCCUGGCAACGAGGCUGCAACGCUUGGGGUCUCCGUGGUCUCUUUCCUGUGUCAUGUGUAAAGGAGCUGAACCUCUCUGGGCGAUCGAGGCAGCUAUCAGACCGUUCAGCUCAGGCUCAUGCUUCAGAGCUCCCAUCUUAUGCAUUAGGCCAGGCCCGGGCUCUUAUGAACCUCCAUGCGCAGCUCAAUGAAGAGCUUGACUUCCGUGAGGGUGACUUGAUCAUCAUCACAGGACUUCCUGAGCCAGGCUGGUUUCAGGGCGAAUUAGAUGGCCAGAGGGGCAUAUUUCCUGAAGGGUUUGUUGAACUUCUUGGUCCUCUACGGUCUCCUCAAGUCCCAGACGAUGGCCAGUAUUUAAAUGAAGACACUCACCAGGUAAUUUACAAGGAUGCUUAUGUUGCUGGAGAGGGUACUGAAGAGGAAGUUAUGGAAGAGGAGGAGGUUUUUCUUGAUAAAGAACAAGAACAACAACAGGAAAUUAUCGUAGAGGAAGAGCAUGAGGAGGAGGAGCAUGAGGAUGGUCUGUAUGGAAUUGCGCUAUAUGAGUUUCGGGCCAUAGAGCCCGGUGAAUUGGACUUUAAUGUGGGAGAUCGCAUUCGUAUUGUUAACACUUUGGAAGACGGUUGGUUGGAAGGAGAACUGCGAGGGCAGCGUGGAAUUUUUCCUCAUCUUUUCAUUAAAAUGAAAGAAAAUGAACAGAAAACUGUAGAGGAAAGAAAUGAAGAAGAGAAAGAGAAUGGAGGCACUGAAAAAAACUCGAUCCAUAUAAUUUCCAAUAGGUCAGAAAAUCCAUCUGAAUUUGCGGUGUAUGAGGAUCAUACUGUUUGGGACUUGGACUACUUUGAGAGGACAGAUGAGCAAAGUUUCCUACAUGAAUAUAACAAUGCUGCAGCUGAGACUAAUACAAAGGAGCAGAAUGAAGUGAGCAAAAGACCUCCUUCACAGCCGCAUAGACCUGUCCAGCCACCUCACAGGCCUCCUGAGAGACCCAGAUCUAUCCCUCCGCCAAGGCCUAGACUACCUCCUCGGCUCAGCCUACCUCCACAUCGUUCUGGGCAACAGGUUACACCUAAGUCCGAUUGGAAUCAGGCCGACUAUAAAAACAGUAACCGCAGACCAUUACAACCAAAACGAUCUCAGAGUCUUAAUAGCGGUCAGCCUGGUUGGUCAAAAGACAAGAUGUAUCUCCAAAGAGUGCCAGCAGAUAUUAACUCCACUAAUAAUAAAACUCCUUGUCUUGGCCAAACAUUGCAUGCAACUAUAGAAAGUCAUAAACAACAAAGACUCACUUGCAUUGAGAGUAUUAGCGAUUCUGACAUAAACCAGAGUGCAGUUGGACCCUCAAAUUCCAAUAAGACUCGAGGUCCUAAUGGAAUACUCCCGACAUCCAUCACCUUGGAAUCUUUGGAAACAUCAGCCUGUGAUCUAGAAUCUAAGCUUACGCAGCAGCUUUAUGAGUUUGAGAAAAGCUUGACUACUUCUUAUAGUGACACCAAUAUGAGUUCUGCUGCUUUUAGAGAUACUUCACCCCCAGCUGAUCUAAACCAGCAAUCCAGAGUCUCCCGGCACUUUUCUAUCCUGGGCUACAGCAACGAAAAUGACAUCAUCCAAGGCUCCUCCAGCCUUUCAAACCCUACAACUUCCUCAUUGGAAAGACGCAGAACCCUUCGGCCACCCCCUCCCCGUCCUCGAGUCCAGCGGCCACCACCCCCGUCUGGGUACAGACCAACUCGUCCUGCUCCUCGUCCCCCUCCUCGCUCAAUGAGACAAAAUGCCCCCUAUCCACCCUGUGGCCCCAGAACAAACAGCCCCACCUCUUACGCCUUUGACGAAACCGCCACCAAUGACCCUGAUGAGGUGCAGCCGGACCCCACAGCGGCCCAUGAACGCGAAACCCCACAGGAUACAGAGCAAAACCUGAACAGAGAGAUGGAGGCAGAAAGUGAGAGACAGAAGGACAGGGAGGAAAGCUACCAUGUACUCGCACGGCUCCAGGAGGUGGAGCAUGAUAUGGAGGAAUAUGCUCAGACUGCAGAGGAACUAAGAGUAAUGUUGGAGGAGGAUGAAGAUGAGGCAGCACGAAUGCAGACCUUGGAGAAUCUGGAGUUCUGCAACUACAUGUUGGAGACUCUGGCCUUGGAGCAGCAGCACCUGCAAGAGAUGACGCAGCUUUCAUCGCAGCCCAAACCCCUGGACGCAGCCGCCGUCUCCGACGAAGCCCCCACAGCUGGCACAGGUCCCGAAGAUCUUGACCAGAGGAUGCUGGAGAAGAGGUCAAAGGUCGUUGAAGAGCUGCUGCAGACUGAGGAAGACUACAUCAAAGACCUGGAAAUGUGCAUUGAUGAGAUCAUUAUUCCACUGCAGGAGAAGAAGGUGAAGGUGGACUUUGAAGGUCUCUUUGGGAACAUCAACUCUGUCAUUGAAUUGUCCCGUCGGCUGCUUGGAGGACUGGAAAAUACUGACUCAAUAGGCGGUGUCUUUCUGAGCUUCAAAGCUGAGCUGGAGGAGGUCUACAAGCUCUACUGCCAAAACCACGAUGAUGCCAUCUCCCUGCUGGAGACCUACGAGAAAGACGAAAACAUUCAGUGCCACGUGUUGGAGUGCCUGGAGAGACUGAGGGCAAUGUACCGCGAGUGGGGUAAAGCUAAUUACAUCAACCUGGGCUCCUUCCUGAUUAAGCCGGUGCAGCGGGUGAUGCGUUACCCGCUGCUGCUGACGGAGCUGCUGGGCGCCACUCCGGAGAGCCACCACGACCGUCCCCAGCUGACUCAGGCUGUGACGGCCAUCAAGCAGAUCAACGUGAACAUCAAUGAGUACAAGCGCAGAAAGGAUCUCGUGGUGAAGUACAGGAAAGGAGAAGAAAACUCCUUCAUUGACAAGAUCGCCAAGCUGAGCAUGCACUCCAUCAUUAAGAAAUCAAACCGCGUCAGCAGCCACAUCAAGCACCUCACAGGAAUGUCUCUCCAGAUUAAAAAUGAAGAUUUUGAUGUUGCUGAGAAGAAGUUCAGGCUGCAGGAGAGACUAAUCAAGUCUUUCAUCAGAGACAUCUCCAUGUACCUGCAACAUAUCAGGGAGUCGGCCUCUGUAAACGUCUUGGCAGCCAUGAGUUUGGGUGACAUCUACACCGAGCGCAGCGUGCUGGAUCCAGAGCACUUCCACAGAGCUCACCGCAGCAUCAGCGACAAACAGUUCGCUCUCUUUAAGGAGCGCACCGAGUUGCUGGUCAUCAAACCUCUCUCCCAACUCCUCGCCAUGUUCGCCGGGCCACACAAGCUCAUCCAGAAACGCUUCGACAAGUUGCUCGACUACGACAACUGCAAGGAGCGGGCCGAUCGCCUGAAGGACCGCCGCGUGCGAGACGAGCUGCAGGUGGCCCGCAACAACUACGAAGCACUGAACGCCCAACUCCUGGAUGAGCUGACGAAAUUCAACAUGGUGGCGGAGGACUUGUUCAAAGACUGCGUGAGCGCCUUCGCUCAGGCCCAGAGGGACUUCAUGAAGAUGACGCUGGGAGAGCUGACGCCCCUGCUGCAGCAGUUUUCUAACAAAGUCACUUCAGGGGCAGAAGUGAUUUCACUGUUUCAAGAGGAGUACAAGGGGGUUCUCAAACUCCUACAGAGCUUCAGUUUCUGCCCGGAGAACCUCCCGCAGCCAACGGCAACCACGAAGAAGCCAUUUGAUAGGAAAACGCUGGAGAAGCAGCCUGCUAAGAAGCAGCCUCAAGGACCUCCGAACCACAUCGUGCAGACGGAUGAGCAUCGCUCUGCGCUCCUGGCCGGUUACGGUCCUGAGGAACUUUACCAGGCGGAGAGGAACUUCAAUGCUGCUCAGGAUCUGGACGUCUCCAUACAAGAGGGAGACCUUGUGGGUAUAAUAAAGCAGCAGGACCCUUUGGGAAGCAACAACCGUUGGCUUAUUGAUAAUGGAGUCACCAAAGGUUUCGUGUACAGCUCCUUCCUCAAACCGUACAACCCACGCAGGAGCCACUCUGACGUCUCCAUUGAGAGCCACUCAUCCAACGAAUCCGGGUACGGCGGCUCCUCCCCCGUUUUCUCCCGCCAGAACAGCAACAGCACUUUAACCUUCAACCAGGAGACGGCCACCGUCAGCUUCUCCACCUCACAGUCCAAGAACCACUCUUCACCCCAGCCGUCGUUAGAAUCUGCCUCGUCUCGCCGAAGCCACCACAGAGACGCGACGCCCAACCCCGACAGCAGCAUCCAGAACUCCUCGGCCCAGAAUCACUCGAACCGCAGAGAUUUCCCGGACUCAACUCGCAGGAAUGCCGCCGAUCACAGAGACUCGGAGCAGCCCUACGGGCACAGAGACUCGUACGAUUCCAGGUACGAGAGCAGAAACAGAGACACAUCGGACUUCUACGAGACGGACUCGUCUUCUUCUCAGAAGAACAGCAGCCGAUCAAAAAGACACGGACAUGCAGAGAAGAGCUACAGUUCGCCACAGUGGAGGAGUGGAGAUGGUAGCAUCCCAAGGAAGUCUGCUUACAGCCGAGAGGAACACAAUGAGCCGGAACCAGAACCAGAACCAGAACUUGAACUAGAUGGUCAUCAGAUUUACUACGCUCUGUACUCCUUCAACGCCCGCUGCGCCAAUGAAAUGAGCAUCUCUGCGAACGAGCGUCUGCGCAUCUUGGAGUUCCAGGACAUGAACGGAAACAGCGAGUGGUGGCUAGGGGAAGCCGACGGAGGAAGACGAGGAUACGUGCCUUCCAAGUACAUCCGCAAAUCUGAGUACACAUGAACAAGCUCAUCGCCGGAGGACAGUUCGGUCUGAGGAACUUUGCGAGCUUUGAGCGAACAAAAACAUACAAAGAAAACAAGCAUAUUACUGUAACUUAUUCUCAAACAGAUCUCCUUGACUUUGAAAUGGACUUUACAACUCAUGCUACUGGGAUUGUUUGUAUUUAUAUACUUUUUUUUAAAAGAUAUUUUUUUACUAACUAGAAGGUGCACUUUGACCUUCUGUUCCCACAUCAUUACCUGUGAAAUGCCAUAUUAUCUGAUGCCAUGCACCAUCAGUUUGCAUGUUAAACAUUGGGAGAAUGCAAUGAAAAUUUUUAGGGCUAUUUUUUUUCCCAUCAUGUGGCUUUUGACUCCUCUACUUCAGCCCAGGAGCAUAAGAUGCUGCAGAUUUCUGCCACGCUGGACAACAAUCAACCUCUGAGGCACUUAUUUUGGUCGCACAUUUGCGGUGUCUGCAGAACAAUCACCGACAGCUUGGAGUGUUGUGUGGGUUUAACGCAAAUCUUCUGGGUUCAAAUCAGAACAAAAAAAUUCAAGUGCAUAAAACGUUAUGGUUUACAGCUCUGCUUUUGAACUCGUCUCAGCUUCCUGGUUUCUUGUGUUAACCAGAUGGGUUGGAUCUUCCUGUAAGGAAUGUUGCAGCCUGAUUCAGUUCCUCUCCACAUGCUUCCGUUGUCUGUUCUGGCCAUAUUAAGACUUAUGAUCUUGUGCUCAAUGUAAGGUAUUCCCUGUUUGAAUAAAAUACUGAUCAGAUGAAGACUAA